This is a messenger RNA of Ilex paraguariensis (yerba mate), 624 nucleotides long. NCBI's taxonomy places the organism in Eukaryota, Viridiplantae, Streptophyta, Magnoliopsida, Aquifoliales, Aquifoliaceae. The record is from the annotation of a GenBank genome assembly.
AUGGAUAUGUUAGAUAUGGAGGGGGAAGAUUUCUUGGAUAAGGUCUUGAAGGAUGAUGGGGGUAAUAAAGAAGUAGAGUCUAAUGAGACGGUAGUAGAGGGUCAGAAAGCUCAGAUUCUUGUGUAUGUGCAGACUAGAUUUCCAACUGUGCAUGAAAUUGUAAACCUUCAGAACAAUCAAAAGGUGUUGGAUGAAUUGGAACUGUUGGAUCAGGUUGAGAAAAAUUCAGUUUCUCAUGCCACUUUGGGCGCAAGUAAUGAUGUCCAAGGUAAUCCAAUGGUGCAAGUAAUUCCAGUAAUGGAGAAUAUGACUACUUCUCUAGUUUAUUCUUUGAAUAACCAAUGGUCUCUCUCUAGGAUUUCCUCCUUUUGGGUUGAUCACCAAUAUGAAUGUAGGACUGGGAGUGAUCUUUCCUUGGAUGAUGAAAGAGGGUUGAUGCCUAUUAGGGUACCCUUAGACAAAGGUUAUAACUCAGAUUAUGGGGCAACAUUGGAGGGUGAGGCAGUGAACAUAGAUGACUCUACAGUACUGACUUUUUCAAAGAGGCUUCAGCAAGCGGACUCAUCUCCAAAUUCUGUUACUAGAAGCAUUUCUAGAGGAAAGUCUCUCUUACAAUAUUUAUGA